CCCGACCACCAUGAAAGCUUCUCUCCCAGUUGGUCUUUGCAAUGUUGUCUCAAGCUCAUCUCAAAGGGAGAUUGAUCUACAAUGACAUCAUGAUUGCCUUGGAAAUGGUACAUCGCUUGAAGAAAAAGAGGCAAGGAAAUAAGGAUGAUAGUAUUCUUUUUGGAUCAGCCACGGAUACAGAAGCGGAGAGGAUCCUUGGUAUACUGAAGGUCUAUGAGCAGGUCUCAGGACAACAAAUUAUUUUAAGCAAGUCCUCUAUCUUUUUUAGCAGCGACCCAGGAAGCACUGCUAAAGAUGGGAUCUUUGUCUGUCGACCGAAGAGUUUACAAGUUUUAGGCUUUCGUGAUUUCCUGGCUGUUAUCUUAGCUAUGUUAGCAAAACAGGCAUGGCGUCUAGUACAGAACUCAGUUACUCUCUUUUAUCAGAUUCUUAAAGCUAAAUAUUUUAAGGAUAGGGAUCUCUUAGGAGCUUCAUUGGGAACAAAUCCCUCAAUGGUUUUGAGGGGUGUCUUGGUUAGCAUGGGAGUCUUAAGGCUGGGAUCUUGCUGGAGAAUUGGCAAUGGACUCAAUGCCAGAGUAUGGAGAGACAACUGGAUGCCGAGUAAUGAUAAUCCUUUUCCCAUAGCAAUGCCGAGAGAAUGGGACCUAACAGAAAGCUCUCCGAUUAACCUAGGAACCAUUAAGUGGAAUGAUGGAGAAACUCCAGUUGGUGAUGUUGCGAAGGUUAACACUGAUGCAGCCUUGCCCAGCGACCAAAAUCCAUUUUUGCAAAGGGCAUCUUCAUUCAGUCGGACUGCUUUGCAAGGAGAGCUUAUGGCAGUCGACUUUGCCACGCAACUUGUUGCUGACAAUAAGGCCAAGCAAUUUGAGUUUGUUUCAUGUUUCUUUCAUCAUGUUAAGCGAGACUAUACCAGGCUAGCUCAUGGUUUAGCAGAACUGAUAUCUCCUCCUCCGCACCAGGCCUCUUGGGCCACUUGGAAGGAGCACCCAAUGGCAAUGGUCAAGGUUUGAACUAUGGCAGUGCAUGCUAUAAUGUUAUAAUUCCCCAUUCUCUAUCCCAUAAUUAUAUCUGUUCAAAACAAAAAGAAAAAGAAAGAUAUCUACUCCGCCGUAGGAGGGAGUUUAGUUUGAAACACUCUCCAGUGCUUUAUGCAAGAAUGUCAGUCUCGGUAAUGGCUGGCACAGCUUGGUACAUACCGGUUUUGACACAAAUUCUGUACAUAAAUACCCCAAUACCGU
Rubroshorea leprosula is the source of this 1238-nucleotide messenger RNA. NCBI's taxonomy places the organism in Eukaryota, Viridiplantae, Streptophyta, Magnoliopsida, Malvales, Dipterocarpaceae. The record is from the annotation of a GenBank genome assembly.